Enhydra lutris kenyoni (northern sea otter) is the source of this 2396-nucleotide messenger RNA. RefSeq names its product SMAD family member 6 (gene SMAD6). Gene Ontology annotation, biological process: SMAD protein signal transduction; anatomical structure morphogenesis; BMP signaling pathway. The transcript is spliced from 4 exons. Gene Ontology annotation, molecular function: transcription regulator inhibitor activity; I-SMAD binding. NCBI's taxonomy places the organism in Eukaryota, Metazoa, Chordata, Mammalia, Carnivora, Mustelidae. The record is from RefSeq and is a predicted model, not a curated record. The coding region runs from base 887 to 2380 and encodes 497 amino acids. Gene Ontology annotation, cellular component: heteromeric SMAD protein complex.
GAGCCGCCGGGCGCUGCCUCGCCAGACCUCGCAGGGACCGCGGGGCCACCGGGAGGCACUUUUUGUGGAGGGGGGAGGGGGACGACCUCUGCAGCCGCGGCGCCCCGGGCGUCCGAGCGCAGCGUGGGGCGGGCUGCGACAUCUGCCUCGGUGGAUUGCAUUUUUAAUUAAGGAUUCCCAACAGCUCUUGGGAUUUUUACAGUUUCCACUCAAGUGUUGACACCCGCCUUCUGGAGAAACUUGCUCCAAGUGCAUCUAGCGCCUGGGACCUGAGACGGAGUUGGCUUCUCGUGCAUGCAAUUCCAGGAUUUUGGUUUUGUUUGGGGUUCUUUUUCUUUCUUUCCUUUUUUUUUUUUUUCCUUUUUGCAGGGAGUAAGAAGGAAGCUGAGGGUAUCAACAAGCCUGCCUUUCGGAUCCUGCAGGAAAAGCCCAUGUAGUUAAGCGCUUGGGUUUUAAAGGCAGGGCUUCCCCCGACACAUCUGGAGGGUUCGGCGCGAGCGCUUUGUGCUCAUGGACCAAACGCGCAACUUUUGAAGGCUCGCCGGCCCAUGCGGGGUCUUUCUGGCGCGGCGCCGCCUGCAGUCCCCCUCCAGCGCCGGGGCUGGAGUUGCUGAGUAGCCGGGCCGCCGGGGUCCAUGUAGCCGCUGGCCCCGCGCGGACUGCGGCUCGGCGCGCGCCUGCUCCCCGCCGUCCCGGCCCGGCGAGCUCCCUCAUGUUGCAGCCCCGCGGCGCCCCUUCGACGACAGGCUGUGCGCAAUCUGCACGGCGCCGUGCGGCGGAGCUUCAUGUGGGGCUGCGGCCCGCGCAGCCGGCGCCUCGCUGAGGGAACGGACCCCCGGUAACCGGAGACCGCCUCCCUCCCACCCCCGGCGCCAAAGGAUAUCGUAUGUUCAGGUCCAAACGCUCGGGGCUGGUGCGGCGACUUUGGCGAAGUCGUGUGGUCCCCGACCGGGAGGAAGGCGGCGGCGGCGGCGGCGGCGGCGACGACGAGGAUGGGAGCUGGGGCAGCCGAGCUGAGCCGGCCCCGCGGGCACGAGAAGGCGGAGGCUGCGGCCGCUCCGAAGUCCGCCCGGUAGCCCCGCGGCGGCCCCGGGACGCGGUGGGACAGCGAGGCGCCCAGGGCGCGGGGAGGCGCCGGCGCGCAGGGGGCCCCCCGAGGCCCAUGUCGGAGCCGGGGGCCGGCGCUGGGGGCUCCUCGCUGGACGUGGCGGAGCCGGGAGGCCCAGGCUGGCUGCCCGAAAGUGACUGCGAGACGGUGACUUGCUGUCUCUUCUCGGAGCGGGACGCCGCGGGCGCGCCGCGGGACGCCGGCGACCCUCUGGCCGGGGCGGCCCUGGAGGCGGCGGGCGGCGGGCGGAGUCGCGAAGCCCGCUCGCGGCUGCUGCUGCUCGAGCAGGAACUCAAGACGGUCACGUACUCGCUGCUGAAGCGGCUCAAGGAGCGCUCGCUGGACACGCUGCUGGAGGCGGUGGAGUCCCGCGGCGGCGUGCCGGGUGGCUGCGUGCUGGUGCCGCGCGCCGACCUCCGCCUGGGCGGCCAGCCCGCGCCGCCGCAGCUGCUGCUCGGCCGCCUCUUCCGCUGGCCCGACCUGCAGCACGCUGUGGAGCUGAAGCCCCUAUGCGGCUGCCACAGCUUCGCCGCCGCCGCCGACGGCCCCACCGUGUGCUGCAACCCCUACCACUUCAGCCGGCUCUGCGGGCCAGAAUCACCACCACCCCCCUAUUCUCGGCUGUCUCCCCGCGACGAGUACAAGCCACUGGAUCUAUCUGAUUCCACAUUGUCUUACACUGAAACGGAGGCCACCAACUCCCUCAUCACCGCCCCGGGUGAAUUCUCAGACGCCAGCAUGUCUCCGGAUGCCGCCAAGCCGAGCCACUGGUGCAGCGUGGCCUACUGGGAGCACCGGACCCGCGUGGGCCGCCUCUACGCGGUGUACGAGCAGGCCGUGAGCAUCUUCUACGACCUACCUCAGGGCAGCGGCUUCUGCCUGGGCCAGCUCAACCUGGAGCAGCGCAGCGAGUCGGUGCGGCGCACGCGCAGCAAGAUCGGCUUCGGCAUCCUGCUCAGCAAGGAGCCCGACGGCGUGUGGGCCUACAACCGCGCGGAGCACCCCAUCUUCGUCAACUCGCCCACGCUCGACGCGCCCGGCGGCCGCGCCCUCGUCGUGCGCAAGGUGCCGCCCGGCUACUCCAUCAAGGUGUUCGACUUCGAGCGCUCGGGCCUGCUCCAGCACGGGCCCGAGCCCGAUGCCGCCGACGGGCCCUACGACCCCAACAGCGUCCGCAUCAGCUUCGCCAAGGGCUGGGGGCCCUGCUACUCAAGGCAGUUCAUCACCUCCUGCCCGUGCUGGCUCGAGGUCCUCCUCAACAGCCACAGAUAGCGGCGGCCCGCGCCCC